Messenger RNA from Diachasmimorpha longicaudata, 3152 nucleotides. It is a transcript of the gene Ir93a, whose product is annotated as Ionotropic receptor 93a. Gene Ontology annotation, biological process: synaptic transmission, glutamatergic; modulation of chemical synaptic transmission; monoatomic ion transport. Bases 226 to 2928 code for a protein of 900 amino acids. Gene Ontology annotation, cellular component: plasma membrane; postsynaptic density membrane. The record is from RefSeq and is a predicted model, not a curated record. NCBI's taxonomy places the organism in Eukaryota, Metazoa, Arthropoda, Insecta, Hymenoptera, Braconidae. The transcript is spliced from 12 exons. Gene Ontology annotation, molecular function: glutamate receptor activity; transmitter-gated monoatomic ion channel activity involved in regulation of postsynaptic membrane potential.
UAGUUGUCUUCAUCAUGUUCCUCACGGACCUUCGUGAACGUAAUAUUCGCUUCUUAUUAACAAUUUACCCUCGACCCGGGAGAAGUCUCGCAAGAAAUGGUCGAUCGGGGUAACUUAUUAACGACGUAAUCAAAGCUUGAUUAACCCUGCACUGUAUCGAUACAGUUCUAGCUAGUUUUCUUUCGCAAUCCUGAAUAUUCCUCGUCUUUUACCCUGCGAGACACAAUGGCUCUAAUUCUGCCAGUCGUGCUCCUUUAUUCUUGCAAAUUUGUGACUGGUUUCAACGAUUUCCCAUCGCUCAUGACAGCCAAUGCUACGAUGGUUAUCGUGAUUGAAAAAACAUUCUACGAGAGGAAAAUCUUGAUAAAAGAGACAGCAAUGUUCACACGAGAGGCUUAUGAGAAAAGCAUCGCAACAUUUGCAAGUGCACUUACCAAAAUAGCGAGGGAGCGUAUGAACAUCAGUGGAUUAUCGAUUCAUGUGGCUCAGGAUAUCGGAGCGAAUUUAGCUCGAGAUUAUACGAUUCUUCUCUCGGUAGCGACUUGUCCCUCAACCUGGGAAUUAUUCACCAGAGCCAAAAGAGAGAAAUUAGUGCAUUUAGCAAUCACUGACCUCGAUUGCCCGCGUCUGCCUAAAGACGAAGGUAUCAGUAUUCCGCUGAUCGACCCUGGGGACGAGCUUCCCCAGAUAUUCUACGACAUGAGAAUAUCCCGCGGACUCGACUGGAAACGAGCCAUUUUGUUAUUCGACGAGAGUUUCGGGCAGGACUCAGUCGGAAAGGUGGUGCAAGCGUUCUGCAACGAAUUACCAAACUCUGGCCUUGGAUUAGCCUCGAGCUCCCUGUAUUUCCUGAAACGUGGACGAUCGGAGAUCUCGACGAAGCGGAUAAUUAAGAAAAUUCUCGCAACUUUGCCUCCGAGGAGGCCCAUUGACGAUCGAAUCAUUGUUGUCGCUGCUUACAAUGUUAUUUCAUUCAUACUAGAGGCCGCUAGAUCAUUGAGGAUGCUCGGCACAAGCAGUCAGUGGCUCUUUGUCGUGCCAGACAUGGCAAAGUACAACUCUGGGAACGUGACUUAUUUGAUUGAAUUACUUGGAGAAGGUGAAAACAUCGCUUUCUUGUAUAAUGACACGAAUUUGCAUAUCAGGAGUGAUCAAUCUUGUCGAACAGGUGCCACCUGUCACGCCCGAGAGCUGGUGGGUGCCCUCGGAAUAGCCCUUGAGAAAUCCUUAUCAAUGGAGAUCGAGCUCUACGAUCGGGUCACCGAAGAGGAAUUCGAAGAGGCCGGUCUGACCAAGUUUGUCAGAAGUCGAAACAUCAUAAAAUAUAUUCGUGAUGAACUGUAUAAUGAUACAAAGCCCGGCGGCCGUGGAAGCACCUGCGGCCGGUGUGUAAAGUGGAUCGCAGUGUCAGCCUUGACCUGGGGCAAUCGGAUUGGCUCCGGGGCUGAUAGCGAGCCUCACACACUCUUGGAGACCGGUGUGUGGACACCUGAUCCCGGUUACCAGUCAAAUGACUAUCUGUUCCCCCAUGCGGUGCAUGGCUUUCGUGGCAAGACUCUGCCCGUGGUAACUUAUCACAACCCGCCCUGGCAGUUUGAAAUAACGACAACUCAUGAAAUUACCGGUAGCACGCACAGUCACUGGGAUGGAUUUGUCUUUGAUGUUUUUCAGGAACUUUCCAAGAGCCUCAAUUUCACGUAUAAAAUCGUUGCUGUUGAUGCACCACCUGAAAUUAUUCUAGCAAAGAGUAAUCCCCUGAAAGCCGCAAUGUCAGCGGCCGAAAAAGUUCCGGAAAAAGUGACUGAACUAGUGCGUUCGAAAUCAGUCUUCAUAGCAGCAUGUGCUUACACAGUUGGCCUUUAUCGUAAAGACACAACUAUAAAUUUCACACUACCCAUGACAAUACAAACAUACGGUUUACUGGCUUCACGACCCAGGCCGUUAUCCAGGGCGCUGUUAUUCGCCUCACCGUACACCAACGAAUCAUGGGCCCUCCUGAUGACGGCGAUAAUCAUGGUGGGUCCGAUCCUGUACCUAGUUCACACCUUCAGCCCUCGAACGAUCGACGAAAGGGUAAAAAAUCCCCACGAGCCAGUGUACAUCGGUCUAAGUUCACCAUCACGCUGCACGUGGUACAUCUACGGUGCUCUCCUCCAACAGGGUGGCAUGAACCUCCCCAAGACCGAUGGGGCACGAUUGAUUGUUGGCACGUGGUGGCUAGUCGUGAUGGUAGUUGUUGCUACCUACUCCGGAAGUCUCGUGGCAUUCCUCACAUUUCCAAAGAUGGAAGUGCCGAUAAGGAAUGUCGACGACGUCAUUGAGCGUCGAGGUGAAAUCACCUGGAGUCUCCCUCAGGACAGUUUCAUCGAGGACUUCCUCACCGUCAGCAAUGAGGAGGGACUCGUUGAUUACCGGCGACUAUUGCGAGAGAACGAGCCACACGCACAGACGCAUGAUACUGUGAGUUAUGAGGAACAUAUUCAUGAUGUCAAAGGUGGAAAACAUGUGGUGAUCGACUGGAAGUCGUCAUUGAUGAUUUCCGGGAGGAACGACUACAUUGAAACUGGCCGCUGUGCUUUCUCCCUUGGAAGCGACGUUCUGUUUCUUGAGGAACCUAUUUCCAUGGUCGUACCCUCCGAUAGCCCUUACCUCGGGCUCAUUAAUGUCCAAUUACAAAGGAUGCACGAAUCAGGAUUGAUGGACAAGUGGAUAGCCAACAGAUUUCCAACGCGUGACAGUUGUUCAGACAGUCUAAUGGGUAGUUUCGAAGCGGCCAAUCAUAAAGUAGACCUCGAGGACAUGCAGGGAAUAUUCUUCGUCCUCAUUCUGGGAUAUAUCAUGGGAACAAUGAUCCUGGGCUACGAAUUUUUCCGACAUCAUCGACGCGUCGCCAAAGAACGAAAACUGAUACAACCGUUUGUCGAAUAGUUGUGCACUGAUAUCGCACCCCAACUUGUGCGGAAAUAUUACUAUUUUAGAAACAAUAUAACGAAACUAUAAACAAUUUGUUGUAUAUUUUUUUAAUAUAUUCUUUACACAUUUCGAAAGGUUCGCAACGAUUCGCUCGUCUAGAAAGUGACUUCUCGCAGUCGUAGGGAAAGACACCAUUUUUAUUCCUGAAAAAUUUCGAGUGUUAUGGGGGCAGUUACCCA